AUGCUACAAUCAACUUUUUGGUUCUCACUUUUUAUUCUUUUCACUUUUGCCAAUGCUGUCGAAAAGAAAUGUCCAGCUGUGAAGCGAGGUAUAUCUAUAUCAUUUUUUAUUUAGCCUAACUUUACUUUUCUCUUUUUUAGGUGCAUGUUGUAAUGCUCCAGUUCUAUCUGGAUGUAAACUUCCACGUCAAUGUUAUCGCUAUAUUAUGGCAAACUGUCCAGAUCGUAAAAUUGCAGUAUUUUCAAGAAAAAUCGGAGAAGAUAGACGACUUUCACCAAAAAAGCAUUUGGUAUGUUUUUAUACUCUAUUCAGAACGAGAACAAUCAUAUCAAAAAUUUUUUAAGGGAAAAUGUGGUACUUCUGAAGUGAAUUAUCAACCAUGUACCUCCAAAGGAAUUGCUAAUAAACUAUUCCUAAAUUGUUGUCAAUUAUAUGUUCCUGAAGAAUGUCAUCAUAUGUGUGUUUAUGAAACCGAUCAAACAGUCACUAGAAAUAUGGUAAGUGGUGAUUCAAAAACAAUUUAUGUUGUAGGAUCUCAUCAUUAUUCAAUUCAUCAAAUCUUUGACCAAUUAGCCAAUUCACAACAUUUCACUUUUUUCCACUUGAAGCUACAAACAACUAUUUUUAAUCUAAUUAUAAUCCACUGAAUUAACAACUAUUUAUUAAUUGUCUCUGAAGGAGAGAAAAAAUUUCGCUCCCGGGUGGGCUCGAACCACCAACCUUUCGGUUAACAGCCGAACGCGCUGCCUAUUGCGCCACGGAAGCAGAUGCUCAAACGCUGUGUAAUCUAAAAUAAAUAUAUUUUUGGUGUUUGAAGUUAGAAAGAGAGAAGCAGAGUUGAAAUGAAUGUUGUGUGUGCACACACAUUUGUAAAACAAGAAUUGGUAGAACAAAUUGUGAAAAUUGAAAAAAAAUGUUUGCAGCUUGUGAAUAUGAGGAAAGAUAGUCAAUGUCGAAUCAAACAUCUUUCAUCAAUUUUAUACUGUGCCAGUCAAAAUAGGGACAAUCGAAAAUGUUGUCUGGAUUUGGAUUUGAAUGCUCCACAACUUCAAGUUGGUUCACGUUGUUUAAGAAUGUGUGAUCCAUCUGGAACAGCAAUUGAAAAAAUAACCAAAGAAGAUGUUACUUGUCUUUAUAAUUGGAAUGUUAUUAUGUAUUGUCAUCAUGCUGGAAUACGGGAAAUGUAA
Caenorhabditis angaria is the source of this 1187-nucleotide messenger RNA. NCBI's taxonomy places the organism in Eukaryota, Metazoa, Nematoda, Chromadorea, Rhabditida, Rhabditidae. The record is from the annotation of a GenBank genome assembly.